UUAUUCCCCCUUCCAUCUUCUUCUUCAACAACUCUGACCUAUAAAACUUGUCUCUUCCUUCCUUCCUUAAACCACCACUUCUCUAUUCCCUUAAAUAACAGAGAGUGCUAUUUAAGGAGACACACACAAACACACACACACACACACACACACACACACACACACACACUAUAUUUCCCUUAUAAAAGCAGCCAUCAUUAACAAAACCUUCCCCUGCCACCAGUUACAACCAUAAUUGAUCAUUACCAUUCAUCAAUCAUCUACUCUUCUUCUACCUUUAUCAUGGCUGUUGAACUGCACAGUGGGGACACAUCGCAUCACUCCAACAGCAGCAUCAACACCAACAGUUCACCUUUAAACCCACACUUUCCUCCUCACUCUACCAACGCCCAAGGGAGAAAGGACAUGGACAACGAUGAUGAUCUCCUUGCUGAGCUCACUCACCAGAUGCAGAUGGCACAAUUCAUGCUUCAAGAAGACAACAAAUUCGACUUCCCAGGCAUUGGUUCUGAGAAUCUGGAACCGUGGGAAUCAAUUGAUUGGAGCCCUCAAUCAACUCUUUGGUCACCUCUGUGCUCAAAACAUGGGAGUUCUGAAGGGUUGUCAUCUAAAGAACCAUCACCACCAACUACCCCUGAUAAUACCCGUGAUUGGGAGAGUGUCAACGACAUGGUUGGAAUGCUUGAGAAGAUGAAACUUGACGAAAGAGGAAGUUCCAAAUACCACUCUGGUUAUGGGGUUGGAGUUUGCUCUGACCAAUCUCUGUUUCAGGAACAAAUUAGAGCAACCCAAAUGUCUAGGCUCAGGCAACAGCAGAUUCAGUCUCUGAGGAAAAAACUCACUGAUCAUAGCCACAAAUCACAGCAAUUUCAGAGGAAAGGUAAAGGGGUUGGUGUUGUUGAUGAUGAUGAUGCUGGGUUUGGUAACGAUAAUGGCAAUGGAAGAAGGAAUCGUCAAACCAGACCCGGUUCACUGCACCAGCAAACCGGUUCGGAGAUGCAGGCGAUUUUCCCGGGAAGUUCCGGUUCAAGAGCCACGUCUUGUGGGACCGGUGUUUUCCUACCACGUGCCGGAACUAACGCCCCAUCAUCGUCAGAGUCACGUAACAAGAGACCAGGUAAUAAAGGUUGUCCCACAGUUCUUAUACCCGCCAGAGUAGUGCAGGCUUUGCAACUGCACUUUGACCAAAUAGCUGCCACUUCUGGACCCACCAAACCUGCUGGCUUCCCCGCCCUAAAUGAUGUUUUAGUGAAUAACAGGAAUGGCCUGUAUUCACUGCAGAAGCGGCAAUCAAGGAGAAAACCAGAACAUGUGCAGAAUGACAUGAUUCUGCCUCGAGAGUGGACCUAUUGAAGAUGCAUUGAUCUUGCAUUAGCAGCUACUGUCUCUCUUUUUAGCUUUAUAAACACAAUUAUUGAUUCAUUGUACUAGUAGUGAUGCUCUCUUGGUGAAACAAAUAAAGAAAAAGGUUGGAAUAGAGGAAUAAAGAAAGAAAAUACCUCUGCUUAAGAUAUUAGAUUAA
Molecule: messenger RNA, 1522 nt
Organism: Lotus japonicus
Lineage: Eukaryota; Viridiplantae; Streptophyta; Magnoliopsida; Fabales; Fabaceae
Exons: 5
Coding region: 283-1353 (356 amino acids)
Source: RefSeq, a predicted model, not a curated record